AUGCACGAGGCAACUCGUGGUUUGGAAACUGUCCACGUAUAUAUGGAUGAUAUUUUGGUGGCUAGUUCUUCAGAGCAAGAGCACGCUCCACACUUACGAGCAGACUUCGAACGUCUUAGCCAGCACGGCGUCCCGAUCAAUAUCGCGAAAUACGAAUUCGGCCGGUCUGAUAUCACUUUCAUAGGGCAUUCUGUUUCAUCCUCGGGUAUUCGCCCUCUGUUAGAUAAAGUUUUCGCUAUUUGCGACUACCCUGAAUCCCAAUAUUUUCGCCAGUUGCGUCCUUUUGCCGGCCUGGUGAAUUUUUACCACCGAUUUAUUCCUCACUGUGCGGAAACAAUGCAACCCCUCACCGACCUGUUGAGCAAAGUUAAGCGGAAGUUCGUGUUUCCCGACACGGCACAAGUCGCAUUUGCCUCGGUCAAAGAUGCUGUCGCCAAAACAGCACUCCUUAACCACCACGACCCACUGGCUUCUAUUUCGGUAGUGACGGAUGCCUCGGACACAGCGGUUGGAGCAGUAUUGCAACAGUUCAUAGACGAUUCUUGGCAACCUUCAGCAUUCUUCUCCAAGCGCCUACAACCCGCCGAAUCUAGGUACAACACAUUUGGUAGGGAGUUAUUAGCCAUCUACUUGGGAAUCCGUCGUUUUUGA
Molecule: messenger RNA, 651 nt
Organism: Fasciola hepatica (liver fluke)
Lineage: Eukaryota; Metazoa; Platyhelminthes; Trematoda; Plagiorchiida; Fasciolidae
Source: the annotation of a GenBank genome assembly